Molecule: messenger RNA, 1320 nt
Organism: Spea bombifrons (plains spadefoot toad)
Lineage: Eukaryota; Metazoa; Chordata; Amphibia; Anura; Pelobatidae
Product: vomeronasal type-2 receptor 26-like
Exons: 4
Coding region: 1-1320 (439 amino acids)
Biological process (GO): G protein-coupled receptor signaling pathway
Cellular component (GO): membrane
Molecular function (GO): G protein-coupled receptor activity
Source: RefSeq, a predicted model, not a curated record
AUGGAGGAGCUACAAGCAGGUCCUGUGAUCAGCUACACCAAUCAGGUGACAGCUAUCCGGAAUAAUUCCGGCAUCCAUGGCUUAUCCUGCCCCGGCCGCGAGCUUAAGGUGUCCGCUUAUACGGACGACUCGCUUUUCUCGGUUUCUCAGCCGGUUGUCUCGCUUCCGCACAUCCAUGACGCGUUGGGGGUUUACAGCUCCCUCUCCCAUUUCAAGAUUAAUGUGGACAAAUCAGAAGUUCUGGAUGUUUCCUUGUCCACUGCGGAGUCUCGGGCUAUUCUUCGCUCUCGAUGUUCUGAAGAUUGUCCUCCUGGCUAUAGACGGAUUUUGCACAAAGGAAAGCACACCUGCUGCUUUGACUGCGUCUCUUGCUCGCCUACUCCCUGUAACCUUGUCCCUGGUGUUUUAAUGAAAGAUGGAGAAUCUUGCGAAAAAUGUCCUGAAAACCAACAUCCUAAUGAGAAGAAGGAUAAAUGCGUUCCAAAACCCAUUGAAUUCUUGUCCUACAAAAAGGAUUCAGUUGCAUCAGUAUUUGGCUCUAUAUCCGUUUUCAUGUCUGUCAUAGCCUCUGUUAUUUUGGGGAUAUUUAUUUUAUACCAGGACACCCCCAUUGUCAGAGCUAAUAAUCAGAACCUCAGCUUCCUGCUCCUGGUCUGCCUCAUCCUGAGCUUCCUCUGUGUGUUUCUGUUCCUCGGUCGUCCUGUGGAUAUAACCUGCAUGCUGCGGCAAACUGCUUUUGGGAUCCUCUUCUCAUUAUCUGUGUCUUCUCUGUUGGCCAAGACCAUCAUGGUCUGCAUCGCUUUCAAAGCCACCAAACCCGGCAGCACUUGGAUGAAAUGGAUGGGAAUCAAAAUACCCAACGGUGUUGUGUUUGUCUGCUCAUUUAUUCAGGUUGUAAUUAGCAUCUGCUGGUUGUCUAUUUCUCCUCCGUACCAGGAAAUGAACACUCACUCCUACCCUGGAAAGAUCAUUAUUCAGUGUAAUGAGGGGUCAGUGGUUGCCUUUUACGCUGUUCUGGGGUACAUGGGCUUCCUGGCCGCUGUGAGUUUCGUUGUUGCUUUCCUGGCCAGAAAAUUACCGGACAUUUUUAAUGAAGCCAAAUACAUCACCUUCAGCAUGCUGAUCUUCUGUAACGUCUGGAUCUCUUUUAUCUCGGCUUAUUUGAGCGUUACGGGGAAAAACUCCGUCAUCGUUGAGAUUUUUGCUAUAUUAGCUUCUAGCGCUGGAAUUCAAUGCUGUAUAUUUUUUCCAAAAUGUUAUAUUAUUUUGAUGAAACCGAGCAUGAACACAAAGAGACAUUUACUAAAGCAGGGGUUGUAG